Cannabis sativa is the source of this 1212-nucleotide messenger RNA. RefSeq lists its product as uncharacterized. The transcript is spliced from 3 exons. NCBI's taxonomy places the organism in Eukaryota, Viridiplantae, Streptophyta, Magnoliopsida, Rosales, Cannabaceae. The coding region runs from base 1 to 1212 and encodes 403 amino acids. The record is from RefSeq and is a predicted model, not a curated record.
AUGACAGUCAUGAGAGUCAGCAACGACGCCAAGUGUUUGUGCUUCCCGCUUACUCUAAGCGGAUCCGCGGAAGAGUGGUUCAAGAAACUGGAACCAGGAUCCGUGGAUUGCUGGAAUAAGUUGCAAACCAGCUUUCGGAGACAAUUUGUCACCGCAAGGAAAGUUAACUUGGAGGUUAGCGCCUUGACUAACAUCAAACAGCUGCCUACGAAGAGAUUGAAGAAUUUCAUAAAGAGGUUCAAGGAAGAAGCCUCGAAAACCAAGAAAGUCGAUGACGAACAACAGCUCGCUCUUCUUCAAGCGGGCAUCCGUAUAGGGACUCCAUUCUGGAACGAGUUACAACAAGAAGGAGCCUCCAACCUUCAAGACUUCCAGAAAAGAGUCCAAAAAUACAUCAACUUAGAAGAGGCCCAGAUAGUGGCCUAUGGAGGAUACUAUCCUACCGGGAUAGCAGGAUAUGUACCCGGAGCUCAGCUCCCAGGAACAUUGCCGACAGCCGCUCCACCGAUGAGCGGCAUAGAAUUUUCUGCUACUCCCGGAUACAGUCAAGGCCAGGCCUUGGCCCCUGCAUCUUCUCACUUUGGAAAUCCCUCAGGGGUAAUUGGGCAAGCCCCAUCGCACUCCGUUCCGACCGCAAGCUUAGCAGGCCCUUCUCAAGGCUCUCAGAGCAAGAGGUCCUCUAAAGGUAGCAACCGGUCGGAGGAUAAGCGACAGAAAAGGGGGUACACUCCCCAAUAUACCCAGUACACUGAGCUAACGGACUCCCAAGAGCGUGGGGUAGGGGCCUUGCCUCAAGGAGCACCAGGGGGUGUAGCCGGAGCCUUGGCCCCAAUUACUCCCCCCGGAGAUGCCCAGCAAAUUCCUGGCCUGCCACCAAGACCCAAUGGAAGAGUAGCCAUGAUCUCAGGAGGACCUCACAUCGGAGGAACUACCCGGAAGGAGCUAAAGUGUUACGCAGGGGCCGUAAAGCACAGUGAGGUUUUGGAAGUUACUCAACUCCCAGCUCAAAGGCCCCGACUAAUGGAUCAGCCCAUUACAUUCAUAGAAGAGGACGCCAAGACAGUGCGUUUUCCUCAUCAUGACCCCCUGGUCAUAGAGACUCCCAUUGCCAAUAAGAUUGUGGCCAGAGUCCUAAUCGACAACGGGAGUUCUCUUAUAAUGCAAUCCUCGGCCGACCGGCCCUGUUGGACUUUGGCGCAGUCACGUCAAUAA